AUUGGCAGGUGCUUAUAGACUGGUGGCGCAUUACUGUGCUGCGAUGGGUGUUUUCACGCGUCACCAGUGGGCGCCUCUUCCUGCGCACAAAGAGAGCAGAGCCCGGGGAUGCGCACAAUGUGAGUCUCCGCUCAGAGGCACCGCUGUCCUCUCUGCGUCUUGGCAGCAUCUUGUUGGAGUGUAACACGAGGAGGUCGAGGAUCAUCCGCGUUAUCAAACCACCACCACCCCCUGUCUCACAGCACGCAAACUCACUUGAUUGUGGAAUUUACCGAGCUUAGAGGUUACUGUUAGUCCCAUCCUUAAAGACCGAGAGACGCACUUAGACGGAGCAGAAUUUCAAAACUGCUGGAGCCAGACCAGCAACCUCUUCUUCAUCUUCUUCCCUCUUUUUUUUUUUUUUUUUUUUUUUGCCGCUGAGAGGACGUUGAAGAGUUGCUGUGAGAAAUGUUAUCCGCUCUCUGUAGAGCCUGAAAGAACGCACACACGCGGAUACUGGAAUUACAAUCAAAGCAGUUUCAUGAAGAGGAAAAAAAUUGCACCCUAGAACAAAUUAAAAUUCUUGUAUUCAAGAGAGAGCAUUCCAUUCACAAGCAAUUGGAUGAGAGACUUAUUAGCCCUCGGCAACUAAAGAUGAUGUUACCAUGGAAACAAAUUGUUCUGCUAUCAAUCACUGGAUGCCUUGCAGCCUGUACAGAGGAUGUCAUAUUUCAAGGGCCAAGAUGGAGGACGGAGCCAAGUGACCUCAUUUUACCGAUCAACUCCCCAGACCAGCAGGCUACCAUCAUGUGCGAGGCGGAAGGCAGCCCCACGCCGCAGUACAGAUGGUCACUAAACGGAACACUCAUUGAUCUGGGGAAUGACUACCGGCGUCACAUGUCUGGGGGCAGCCUGAUCAUUAGCAACCUGGACAAGGACCAAGACACAGGAGUGUACCAGUGCACGGCUUUCAACAUGUGGGGUUCCGUCCUCAGCCGCAGAGCCAGCCUGCAAUUUGCAUAUCUCGAUAAUAUCAAAACUCAAACGGUGAGGAGCGCUGUCAACGUCCGCGAAGGCCAAGGAGUGGUUCUCUUAUGUGGACCACCUGCACAUUCUGGAGAGCUGACAUUUGCUUGGAUCUUCAAUGAAUACCCGUACUUCGUCCAACAAGACAGUCGUCGAUUCAUCUCUCAAGAGACCGGCAGUCUGUACAUCGCCAAAGUGGAGCCCUCAGAUGUUGGAAACUACACCUGUGUGGUAAACAACACUGUCACAAAGGAGAAGGUGCUCAGCUCUCCUACACCGCUAGUCCUCAGGAGUGACGGAGUAAUGGGUGAAUAUGAACCCAAAAUAGAAGUUCAUUUCCCUGAUUCAGUUCCAGCUGCGAAGGAAUCUGUGGUGAAACUGGAAUGUUUUGCUCUGGGAAACCCUGUCCCAGAGAUAAGCUGGAGGAGAACCAGCGGCAUCCCGUUCCCCAGCAAAGUCAAAAUGAAGAAUUCAAACGCCGUCCUUGAAAUCCCUAAUUUCCAGCAAGAAGACGCAGGGACGUAUGAAUGCAUGGCAGAGAAUCGGCGAGGCAAAAAUGCUGCACGGGGUCGUAUUUCAUUCCAUGCCAAACCUCACUGGCUUCAGACAAUAACGGACACGGCUCUGUCCAUCGAGGAGAACCUCUUCUGGGAGUGUAAAGCUAACGGAAAGCCUAAACCAUCCUACAGCUGGCUGAAGAAUGGGGACCAAGUGAUGGCAGAGGGCCGGGUACAAAUCGAAAACGGGGCUCUCUCUAUAGCUGCAUUAAACCUGUCAGAUUCCGGGAUGUAUCAGUGUGUGGCUGAAAACAAACAUGGCAUUAUAUAUUCCAGUGCCCAACUAAUGGUGUUAGCUUCACCUCCCAGCUUCUCCAAAAGUCCAUUAAGGGCCUUGCUAAAAGCUCGCUCAGGCAGCGAAGUCACUCUUGAAUGCAAGCCUCAGGCCUCGCCCCCAGCAAUUAGCCUGUGGAAGAAAGGGAAUGAGAUCCUGCAGAGAACUGAAAGGAUUACUCUACUUCCCAAUGGGACGUUAAAGAUCGCCAACGUAACCAGACGGGAUGCAGCGAGCUACACGUGCAUCGCUAAGAAUCAGUUUGGAACAGCAAGCACGACCGGGAGGCUGCUUAUCACAGAGCCCACAAGAAUCACCAUGAGGCCGACUAACAUGGAGAUUAUUGUUGGCGAGAGCAUCGUGUUACCCUGCCAGAUUGCCUGCGAUCCAGCUCUGGAUGUGUCUUUCUCGUGGGCAUUCAACGGCCAGCUCAUCGACUUCCAGCGAGACAGCGAUCAUUUCGAAAGAGUGGGCGGGACCAUAUCGGGGGAUCUGAUGAUUCGUAACAUCCAGCUGAACCAUGGAGGGAAAUAUGUGUGCGUUAUUGACACCGAUGUCGAGAGCCUGUCCACCUCUGCCAUCUUGGUCGUCAAAGGUCCGCCAGGUCCUCCGGAUAAGGUAGCAGUGGAGGAGAUCACAGACAGCACGGCGCAGCUUUCCUGGACUCCCGGAAGGGACAACGGCAGCCCCAUCACCGGUUACAUCAUCCAGGCUCGGACGCCGUUCACAGUGGGCUGGCAGGCUGUUGACACAGUGCCAGAGGUGGUCAAUGGCAACAUGCUGACAGCCACAGUGGUGGGUCUGAACGCCUGGGUGGAGUACGAGUUCAGGGUGGUGGCCCGCAACAACGUAGGCCUCGGAGAGCCGAGCCCGGCCUCGACCAAGACCAGGACAGAGGACACCAUUCCUGAUACAGCUCCCACUGAUGUUGGAGGUGGAGGAGGCACCAAGUCUGAAUUAGUGAUAACAUGGGAGCCUGUUCCCGAGGAAAUGCAGAACGGAGAGGGCUUCGGCUACAUCAUCGCCUUCAGGCCCGUGGGCACGGUCACGUGGACGCGGGCGGUUAUCUCCACACCUGGCGUGGCGCGCUACGUCUUCCGCAACGACACCAUCCCACCCUUCUCGCCCUUUGAUGUGAAAGUGGGGGCGUACAACAACCGAGGGGAGGGGCCCUUCAGCUCUAUUGGCACCGUGUACUCGGCAGAGGAAGUCCCCAGUGUGGCUCCUAAGAGGGUUAGGACUAGAAGUGUGUCUGCAGUGCAAAUUGAAGUGAUCUGGGAAGCUCUCCCCACCGUCCCUGAAAGAGUGCUUGGAUAUGAGGUCGUGUACUGGGAAGACGACACCAAACCUGACACCAUUGGCAAAGUUCGCAUAUCUGGAAACUACACGCUGGUGAACAUUACGGGGCUGAAAGCGAACACGGUGUACUACCUCUCUGUGGCGGCCUUCAAUACAGCCGGCCCUGGGCCACAGUCUGCGCCUAUCAACACCACCACAAAGAAACCACCUCCAGAUCGGGCUCCACUCAACAUACAAUGGACCAUGAUUGGCUCCACACUCACGCUCCACUGGGAUUCUGUAGUAGCUAUGGAGACGGAGUCAAAGGUCACUGGAUAUUUGGUGCUGCUGAAGAGGCAUCGCUACAAUGACAUCACCACUAUCUUGACCAACAAAACCACUGUGGAGCUCAGCCUCUCCUCCAAUGACAACUAUCUCAUUCAGAUCAAGGCUAUGAGCGAGGGUGGAGAAGGUGUGGGCAGUGAACCCAUCCACAUCCAUAAAUUAAGCAUGGGAGCGCGGGGUUCGGGAGCGAUCCGCCUCAGCCCAUUGUACCUCUCUGCAGUCCUCAUCAGUGCACUGCUCUGCUCCGUCUGGUGAUGUCUAAUCAGAGCCCACGGAGCGCCCUCCCUUCCCCCUACAUCCCUUCAGUCAGCCCGUCCUAUGUAAACCCUCUACUGGACUGGCACGAGGCCUGGGCCUCAGUGGCAGGGCUAGGAAAGACUGGAAUGGACUGGACUCUGCCGAACUCUUAAAGGGACCACGCCACUUUCUUUUAAAGGAACCAUCGGAUCGAGACGUGACGAUUUGCGUGCAUGAUAUCUUUCAGUAUUUCUUCCAGCGUCGUAAGUGCCACCAUGCUCUAGGUUUCAUUUUAGGAGUUAUGAUGUCUACAUGACUUAUCUUAUUAGUAUCUCUGGAGAUACUACUGCCUUAAAACCCAUUUUACACAUACAGUCCAUACCAAAGUAGGUGACCGAGGCUGCUUGCUUUAUGGUUUCUUUAAUCCUAUAUAAGAAUCUUUUGCAAAAAAAAAAAAGGAAGUGUAUUCACAAGAAUUUAUCCUCUCAAGGUCAACUCAGCAGGUGAUUAGCCUAUAUUCAC
Larimichthys crocea (large yellow croaker) is the source of this 4218-nucleotide messenger RNA. It is a transcript of the gene cntn3b, whose product is annotated as contactin 3b. Gene Ontology annotation, biological process: axon guidance; brain development; cell-cell adhesion. Gene Ontology annotation, molecular function: cell-cell adhesion mediator activity. Gene Ontology annotation, cellular component: axon; plasma membrane. Lineage: Eukaryota; Metazoa; Chordata; Actinopteri; Sciaenidae. The record is from RefSeq and is a predicted model, not a curated record. The transcript is spliced from 23 exons. The coding region runs from base 634 to 3714 and encodes 1026 amino acids.